UAGGUGGCGGUAAUUCACCCAAAAGUUACAGUCCACCUAAAACAGCAGAAGAAGAAGAAGACGUGGUACCGGAAGUAAUCUUUCUUACCGAGGCUAACACGCUAAACAUUUUCUGUUGCCUUUCACGUAAGAUAAAACACUAUAAGAUACAAACAGAGUGAACCGCUCGUGUGUAGGUGGAGGAUAAACGUGUUAAAGUGGAAACUUUGGUUUCACCUUUCAUCUCCUGUUAGCCACGAAUGCUAACUGAAGUUAGCUUAGCUUGCUAGCUGGAAAUAGACGGAACUCGGCCACACAGCGCUGGUUGGAGGAACUCUGAGUCCAAACUGUGUUUUUCAUUUGUUUAAAAUGUCUAAAGUCCAGAUGCUGAGAGGUUUUAUCAACCAGCGACUAACUGCGGCUGCUGAAGAGAUAUUUGGGCUGUUUGAAAGAACGAUAUCAGAGUACGAGGAGGAACUCUGUCGUUCCAAAGAGGAGAACCAGAGACACAGGAAACUACUGGACGCUGUUUUCCAGCCUGAAGUCCGGUUACACAGAGCAGGCGUCCAGCAGCUGUUGGUGAGUAAAGAAGAGGUUCCCCCUGAGCAGCAGCAGCAGUGGAGCCCCAGGCUGGACCAGGAGGACCCACCAGAGCCGCCACACAUUAAAGAGGAACAGGAGGAACUCUGGACCAGUCAGGAGGGAGAGCAGCUUCCAGGACUGGAGGAGGCUGAUAUCACCAAGUUCCCAUUCACUCCUGUCCCUGUGAAGAGUGAAGAAGAUGAUGAAGAGAAACCUGAAUCCUCACAGCUUCAUCAAAGCCAAACUGAAGAGAACAGAGAUGCAGAGCAUUUGGAAACAGAAGCUGAUGGAGAGGACUGUGGAGGACCAGAACCAGCCUGGAACUUUAAUCCAGAUAGUCCUUUACAACCAACUACUCAUGGCCAGACUUCACUCCCCUCUGAACCUGAGACUGAUGAUAGUUGUGAUUGGGAGGAGACCAGGGAACCUGUCCAGAGAGGGGAGAAACCAUUUGGUUGUUCAGUUUGUGGUCAAAGAUUCAAACGAAAGGGACAUCUGAGACGACACUUGAAUGUGCACACGGGGGAGAAACCAUUUAGUUGUUCAGUUUGUCCUAAAAGAUUUGCACUACAGGGGACUCUGAGACGACACUUGACUGUCCACACGGGGGAGAAAAUAUAUAGUUGUUCGGUUUGUAGUAAAACAUUUUCACUACAUGAAACUCUGAGACGACACUUGACCGUCCACACGGGGGAGAAACCAUUUAGCUGUUCAGUUUGUGGUAAAAAGUUUACACAAAAGGGGAAUCUGAGACAACACUUGAAAGUCCACACGGGGGAGAAACCAUUUAGUUGUUCAGUUUGUGGCAAAAGAUUCACACUACAUGCAACUCUGAGACAGCACUUGCCUGUUCACACAGGGGAGAAACCAUUUAGCUGCAGUGUUUGUGAUAAAAGAUUCACUCGACUCCAUAUUGUCAAAACACACAAGUGUGUUGGUGAGAGCAGCGGAAAUAAAUGAAACUGCUCUUUGAGCCAAUUCUUUCUAGCAGCAGUGUUUCCCACAUAUAGGCUUUACUUGGGAGAGCCCGCUCAGGGAUAUUAACGGUCAAAGUAUAUUUGGGUGAGUGUGCAGGGACAAGAGAACUGAAGGGUAAAGCACGAUGAGCAGAGUAAACACUAAAACACCGAGGUGGUGAACGAUGUAGAGUUUAAAUUUAAUUUGUUGAAGCCGGACUUCAUACAAAAGUUAGAUGCCAUAUGUAUGUUGAGAGAGUUAUUCAUUGUCGUGAUCAUUCUCGAAGUGGAUAUCUCCAUCCUGGUACUGUUGUGGCACCAACUUCCAAGGAACUAUCAAGACAAAUCCCUCCGCCCUGGUUAACCAAGGAAACACUGUGGAAACACUAAAAGGGCACAAAAAUACUAAAACUCAGUGGUGGGUGAAUCCACAUGUGGUGCUCUAGUGAGUAUUUGGGGCAGCAGGACGGAGGAUGUGGACUGAGUCAGAAUAAACUACAGUGUGUGUUCAUGGUGAUGAAGGAACAUGUGACUCAGUGCAGCAGCGAGGUUCACUGAUGUGGUUUUAAUACUUUCUGGACAACAAUGGAGAAAGAAGAGACAUCAGACUGUGAGACACAAACAGUACAAGACUAUAAAACUAUUAUGUUUUUACAGGAUUUAUUCCCAGGCUAAUUCAUGGAAUAGAAAAGUAUUAGUUAUCAGGUGUGAAAAGAGUAUUUAUUUGAACUGUUUGGGAUGGUCGCCCUCAAGUAGCAAAAGUAAUAAGUAAUACUGUGUCAUUUAUUAUUGAAAAGUAUUUUUUUCAUUAUUUGUUUCUGGUAAUUGUGGUCCAGUGUCUGAGUUGACUAGGUGUAGCUUCUUUGAAUUCACAGUAACAUAUUCUAAUAAUGUAGAAAUCAGAGCAGAAGAGUGAGAAACAUCUACUAUACUUUAUUUAUUCCUAUACUUUAUACUUGACAUAUGCUAUAUGGACAAAUGUACUGGGGACAAACCUGUCCUAAAACUGUUCAUGGUAUGGUCUUUGUUAAGGGAAAUCUUGAUGCUACAAAAACAAUUAUAGACAAAAGUUCAAAACA
Molecule: messenger RNA, 2596 nt
Organism: Micropterus dolomieu (smallmouth bass)
Lineage: Eukaryota; Metazoa; Chordata; Actinopteri; Centrarchiformes; Centrarchidae
Product: zinc finger protein 771-like
Exons: 2
Coding region: 349-1521 (390 amino acids)
Cellular component (GO): nucleus
Source: RefSeq, a predicted model, not a curated record